AGCAUUGAAGUUUUAGUUACAAUGAUGUUUCUGUUUUGAGUGUUGAGUUGUAAGUUCAUUUCAUUUGAGUUUGCUUACUCUUUUCAAAUUAUUGCUAACUUUGUGGUGUUUUUUUAUUUUAACACAUUUUAUUAUUCAAAAGUAAAUUUUAUCAAUGCAUGUAUAUACAAUGUAAAUACACAAGGAUUGUCUUUUAAAAAUAUUUUUAAAGCUGUAUUAUGAAUGUGACAUUGUCUAAUGACUAAUUGGAAAAAAACUAUUAUGGAAAUCUAUAUCUUUAUUUUAAUGAUUUCAGGUUUUCAGUAAAAAUGGGCUUUCCCCUGGUCACUUCAACAUGAAGUUCUCCAACAAAGUGGAUGAAUACAGGGUGAAACGAAGGGAGAAGAUGAAAUUGCCAGGGACAAAACGCAGACGUCUUAUCCUAAAACAAGAAAGAGCAAUGCAAAUGAAUACAUCCGAGGCAUCUGAGGGGUCCACCUAUCAAUCAGAGAUUGGUUUAGGUACAGAGGCUGACAUUGAACAGAUUCCGGAUUCCAUUCCCAAGCCAAAUUUUGGUGCUGUCCAAAAGCUGAAGAACAUGGAGGCAAAGUACAUUACAUUUGAUCUUGAAACUACAGGUCUUAGUAAGUUCUUUGAUAAUUUUCCCUUUUUUCAGACAAAAUGUGAUUGCGGAUAUUACAGAUACUAAAAUGAUUAUCUAUAUACCCGGUAUAUGUACUUUUGCUGUCUAAAUCAUGAUCACGAAUCAAAAUAAAUG
Ostrea edulis (European flat oyster) is the source of this 757-nucleotide messenger RNA. RefSeq lists its product as uncharacterized. The coding region runs from base 335 to 688 and encodes 117 amino acids. Lineage: Eukaryota; Metazoa; Mollusca; Bivalvia; Ostreida; Ostreidae. The transcript has 2 exons. The record is from RefSeq and is a predicted model, not a curated record.